Molecule: messenger RNA, 3194 nt
Organism: Alternaria alternata
Lineage: Eukaryota; Fungi; Ascomycota; Dothideomycetes; Pleosporales; Pleosporaceae
Product: glycosyl transferase
Exons: 6
Coding region: 190-2847 (885 amino acids)
Biological process (GO): glycogen catabolic process
Cellular component (GO): cytoplasm
Molecular function (GO): pyridoxal phosphate binding; glycogen phosphorylase activity
Source: RefSeq, a predicted model, not a curated record
AAUUCAUCUCCACCUUGUCUUCCUCAAUCCGGUGUCCUGUAAAUACGCGGUUGCCGUCGCUGCCGCUCAUCUUUCCUGUCUGGCGCUUCGCAAACACCACACCUGAGGUACUUCUGCGGCCUCUUUAUAAGCCUGCAGCCCUCGAAGCGGCAACUCAAUCCGGGUUUCUCUGCAAUUGAUAUCACCAACAUGGCCGCGAACCCUUCUCCCCGUGAGCGCAAGCCCUCGACGAGCGCUCCACUUGCCGACCUCAAGGGUCCCGUUGGCCCCUCUUUCAGCAGACCCAAGCACAAGAGGACUGUAACUGGCUUUGGCCCCAGCGAGAUCAAAAACGUGGAAGCGAGUAUUCCAGAGCCUCAACGCGAGGCAUGGAGGAAGUUUAUGCCCAAGCCUUUCUCUACUUCCGACGACUUUACCAAAGACGCCGUUCGCCACAUCGAGACUACCCUGGCGCGCUCCCUCUUCAACUGCGAUGAGGCCGCCGCGUAUUCUGGAACCGCCCUUGCCUUCAGGGAUCGCUUGGUCCUGGACUGGAACAAGACACAACAGAGUCAGACCUUUGCUGAUCAGAAGCGCGUAUACUAUCUGUCCCUCGAGUUCUUGAUGGGCCGCGCCCUGGACAAUGCCAUGCUCAAUGUCGAGCAGAAGGAUAUUGCUACUAAGGGUCUUAGUGACCUUGGCUUCCGCAUGGAGGACAUCAUCUCCCAAGAGCACGAUGCAGCCCUAGGAAACGGUGGUCUCGGACGCCUUGCAGCCUGUUUCCUCGACUCGAUGGCAUCUCUCAACUACCCAGCCUGGGGUUACGGCCUACGGUACCGAUAUGGUAUCUUUAAGCAGGAGAUCCACGACGGAUACCAGGUCGAGGUUCCAGACUACUGGCUUGACUUCAACCCAUGGGAGUUCCAGCGCCACGACAUCGAGGUUGAUAUACAGUUCUAUGGACACGUCAACCGCUGGCAGGACGAUGAGGGCAAGCAGCAAUCCUCAUGGGAAGGCGGCGAGAUUGUCAAAGCUGUUGCUUAUGACGUCCCAGUUCCCGGCUACAAGACUGGCACUUGCAACAACCUGCGUCUCUGGGGAAGCAAGGCUGCCAGCGGCGAAUUCGACUUCCAGAAGUUCAACUCUGGUGAAUACGAGAGCUCAGUAGCUGAUCAGCAGCGAGCUGAGACUAUUUCUGCUGUCCUCUACCCCAACGACAACCUUGACCGUGGUAAGGAGCUCCGCCUGAAGCAACAGUACUUUUGGUGCGCGGCUUCGCUCUACGACAUCGUGCGGCGAUUCAAGAAGAGUCAGCGCGCCUGGAAGGAGUUCCCCAACCAAGUCGCGAUUCAGCUUAAUGAUACCCACCCAACGCUCGCUAUCCCUGAGCUUCAGAGAAUCCUAGUCGAUCUCGAGGGCCUGGAGUGGGAUGAGGCAUGGAACAUCGUUCAGAAGACAUUCGGAUACACCAACCAUACUGUGCUACCUGAAGCGCUCGAGAAGUGGUCCGUCCCGCUCAUGCAGCAUCUCCUCCCACGCCACCUCCAGAUCAUCUAUGAGAUCAAUCUGCAUUUCCUUCAGUUCGUCGAGCGCAACUUUCCCAAGGACCGCGACAUGCUCGGUCGCGUUUCGAUCAUCGAGGAAUCGCAGCCUAAGAUGGUCCGCAUGGCAUACCUUGCGUUGAUUGGCUCACACAAGGUCAAUGGUGUAGCUGAACUGCAUUCCGACCUGAUUAAGACUACAAUUUUCAAAGACUUUGUCAAGAUCUACGGACCAGACAAGUUCACAAAUGUCACCAACGGAAUUACCCCGAGAAGAUGGCUCCACCAGGCCAACCCGAAGCUCUCAGCUCUUAUUGCAUCCAAGUUGGGCGGUCACGAAUUCCUGAAGGACCUUACCUUGCUGCACAAGCUUGAGGCGUUUGUUGACGACAAGGAGUUCCGUAAGGAGUUCAGGGACAUCAAGUACGCCAACAAGGUGCGACUCGCGCAACACAUCAUGGAGCACAAUGGCGUCAAGGUCAACCCUGCGGCGCUUUUCGAUGUUCAAGUCAAGCGUAUCCACGAGUACAAACGCCAGCAGCUGAACAUCUUUGGUGUCAUCCACCGUUACCUCCAGAUCAAGGCUAUGUCUCCAGAGGACCGCAAGAAGCUAGCCCCUCGCGUUUCCAUCUUCGGUGGUAAAGCUGCACCAGGUUACUGGAUGGCCAAGACAGUUAUCCAUCUCAUUAACAAGGUGGGUGAUGUCGUCAACAACGACAAGGACGUGGGCGACGCCCUCAAGGUCGUUUACUUGGCCGACUACAACGUCAGCAAGGCCGAGAUCAUCUGCCCUGCCAGUGAUAUUAGUGAGCACAUCUCCACGGCUGGUACUGAGGCGUCUGGUACUAGUAACAUGAAGUUCUGCUUGAACGGUGGUCUCAUCAUUGGAACAUGCGAUGGUGCCAAUAUCGAAAUUACCCGCGAGAUUGGCGACCAAAACAUCUUCCUCUUUGGUAACCUCGCCGAAGAUGUCGAGGACCUCCGUCACGCACACAUGUACUCGCACUACCAGUUGGACCCACAGCUUGCAAACGUCUUCGACGCAAUCCACAACGGCACCUUUGGAGAUGCAGACCAGUUCUCUGCUCUGAUCAACGGCAUCGUGGAUCACGGCGACUACUACCUUGUCUCUGACGACUUUGCGUCGUACAUCAAGACACAGGAGCUCAUUGAUGAGAGCUACAAGAACACUGAGGAGUGGACCACCAAGACCAUCACUACAGUCGCACGUAUGGGCUUCUUCUCCAGUGACAGGUGUAUUGACGAGUAUGCGGAGGCUAUCUGGAACGUCGAACCUCUACAGGUCAAGGCUGAGCCUGCGCCGUAGAGGGAUGGUGGAGAAAUGGUGGAUGCGUUGGUUUCGCGGUAGAUCUUAGAUGGUUACAAGCCUAGAUCCGUAGACCUGACGCCUUGUAUUUACGACAAUAAUGAGAACCCGAUUGCAAUGAACAGGGUAAACUGUGCAUGUGUUUGCUGUCGUGUAAGGCUGUGGUGGUGUCUUGAGGGACUCGGUGCUGGACCCUGAAACGCCGCUCCGAAUGAACCUACGGCAGCGCACGGUCGCGUCGCGCGACGUACGUCAACCGCAAUCUGGCCAGCUCGACGCAAGUUCGCGACAUAUCGAGAGCCUUCACCUCACGAGCAACCAUGGCGAACAGAGGCUACGAUGUCGUC